UCUUGAAUAAGUAAGCGACUCUUGGAGAUCCUCUCCGCGGGGGACUGUGAGCUCCAGAACUCCCCAAAUCCUUGAGGAGGAGUGGGGGCGAGGCGCCAUUCGACACCAUGGCCGAGCCCCUAAAGGAAGAAGACGGCGAGGACGGCUCUGGGGAACCCCCCGGGCCGGUGAAAGCAGAGCCCGCUCACACCGCUGCCUCUGUCGCGGCCAAGAACCUGGCCCUGCUCAAAGCCCGCUCCUUUGAUGUGACCUUUGACGUGGGGGACGAGUACGAGAUCAUCGAGACCAUAGGCAACGGAGCCUACGGGGUGGUGUCCUCUGCUCGCCGCCGCCUCACUGGCCAGCAGGUGGCCAUCAAGAAGAUCCCCAAUGCAUUUGAUGUGGUGACCAAUGCCAAAAGGACCCUCAGGGAACUGAAGAUCCUCAAACACUUCAAACAUGACAAUAUCAUCGCCAUUAAGGACAUCUUGAGGCCCACUGUGCCCUAUGGAGAGUUCAAAUCUGUCUAUGUGGUACUGGACCUGAUGGAGAGUGAUCUGCACCAGAUCAUCCACUCCUCACAGCCGCUCACACUGGAGCAUGUGCGCUACUUCCUAUACCAGCUGCUUCGGGGCCUUAAGUACAUGCACUCAGCUCAGGUCAUCCACCGUGAUCUUAAGCCCUCCAAUCUGCUGGUGAAUGAGAACUGUGAGCUCAAGAUCGGUGACUUUGGUAUGGCCCGUGGCCUGUGUACCUCCCCAGCUGAGCAUCAGUACUUCAUGACUGAGUAUGUGGCCACUCGCUGGUACCGUGCCCCUGAGCUCAUGCUUUCCCUCCAUGAGUACACACAGGCUAUCGACCUCUGGUCUGUGGGCUGCAUCUUUGGUGAGAUGCUGGCCCGGCGCCAGCUCUUCCCAGGCAAAAACUAUGUACACCAGCUACAGCUGAUCAUGAUGGUGCUAGGUACUCCAUCGCCAGCUGUGAUUCAGUCUGUGGGAGCUGAAAGAGUUCGGGCCUAUAUCCAGAGCCUGCCGCCACGCCAGCCUGUGCCCUGGGAGACAGUGUAUCCAGGUGCCGACCGCCAAGCCCUCUCAUUACUGGGCCGAAUGUUACGUUUUGAACCCAGUGCCCGCAUCUCAGCAGCUGCUGCCCUUCGUCACCCUUUCCUGGCCAAGUACCAUGACCCUGAUGAUGAACCUGAUUGUGCCCCACCCUUUGACUUUGCCUUUGAUCGUGAAGCCCUCACCCGGGAGCGUAUUAAGGAGGCCAUUGUGGCUGAGAUUGAAGACUUUCAUGCACGCCGAGAGGGCAUUCGCCAACAGAUCCGCUUCCAGCCUUCCUUGCAGCCUGUAGCCAGUGAGCCUGGCUGUCCAGAUGUUGAGAUGCCCAGUCCCUGGGCUCCCAGUGGUGAUUGUGCCAUGGAGUCACCCCCACCAGCCCCACCGCUGUGCCCUGGCCCUGCACCUGAUACCAUUGAUCUGACUCUGCAGCCCCCCCCACCAGCCAGUGAGCCUGCCCCACCAAAGAGAGAAGGUGCCAUCUCAGACAAUACCAAGGCAGCUCUCAAAGCUGCCCUGCUGAAGUCCUUGCGGAGCCGGCUCAGAGAUGGUCCAAGCGCAACCUUGGAGGCUCCUGAGCCUCGGAAACCUGUGACAGCCCAGGAGCGCCAGCGAGAGCGGGAAGAGAAGCGUCGGAGGCGGCAAGAGCGAGCCAAAGAGCGGGAGAAACGUCGGCAAGAGCGGGAGCGCAAGGAGAGGGGCACUGGGACUUUGGGAGGCCCCUCUACCGACCCCCUGGCUGGACUGGUGCUUAGUGACAAUGACAGAAGCCUGUUGGAGCGGUGGACUCGCAUGGCUCGGCCCCCUGCCCCUGCCCCAGCCCCUGCCCCAGCUCCAGUCUUAGCCCCAGCUCCAGUCCCAACCCCUACACCAGCCCCAACCCAGCCCACUAGUCCACCCUCUGGCCCUGUAGCUCAACCCACUGGUCCCCUACCACAGCCUUCAGGCUCUACCCCUGGUCCUGUACCCCAGCCGGCCUGUCCACCCCCUGGCCCUCCUGGACCUAUCCCAGUUCCUGCCCCACUCCAGACUGCUACCUCCACAAGCCUCCUGGCCCCCCAGUCGCUUGUGCCACCCCCUGGGCUACCUGGCCCCAAUGCCCCAGGAGUUCUGCCUUACUUCCCACCUGGCCCACCACCUCCAGAUCCUGGUGGGGCCCCUCAGCCUUCCACAUCAGAGUCACCUGAUGUCAACCUGGUAACCCAGCAACUCUCCAAGUCUCAGGUGGAGGACCCCUUGCCUCCCGUGUUCUCAGGCACCCCAAAGGGCAGUGGGGCUGGCUAUGGUGUUGGCUUUGACCUGGAGGAAUUCUUAAACCAAUCUUUUGACAUGGGCGUGGCUGAUGGGCCACCAGAUGGCCAGGCAGACUCAGCCUCACUCUCCGCCUCUCUCCUUGCUGACUGGCUUGAGGGCCAUGGCAUGAACCCUGCCGACAUCGAGUCUCUGCAACGUGAGAUCCAGAUGGACUCCCCAAUGUUGCUGGCUGACCUGCCUGACCUCCAGGAGCCCUGAGGCCCACAGUGUAUGACUUGUUACCAAGGCGGGCUUAGCUGCUGGGCCUAUGGGAGUGUUACAGACAGCUGCAGCCCUGGGCCUGACAGGUGAGGCUUCAGCUUGGAUUAUCCUGCGGGUUCAUCUCAGACCCACCCUUUAAGCCUUAAGCAGCCACCUGAGCCACCACCGAACAGGACUGGGAGGCCCGGACAUUCCCCGAGUAAUCCUUUUCAGUGUUGAAUUUUUAUUAUUAUUGUAAUGUUAUUAUGACAUGAUCUUUUUGCCAUCAAGAUGAGACCUGUGAAAUACAAGGUUCUCUUCAACAUCUG
Dipodomys ordii (Ord's kangaroo rat) is the source of this 2860-nucleotide messenger RNA. RefSeq names its product mitogen-activated protein kinase 7 (gene Mapk7). Gene Ontology annotation, cellular component: cytoplasm; nucleus. Gene Ontology annotation, biological process: cell surface receptor signaling pathway; protein phosphorylation; intracellular signal transduction. Gene Ontology annotation, molecular function: ATP binding; MAP kinase activity. Bases 108 to 2549 code for a protein of 813 amino acids. The transcript has 7 exons. The record is from RefSeq and is a predicted model, not a curated record. Lineage: Eukaryota; Metazoa; Chordata; Mammalia; Rodentia; Heteromyidae.